AUGUCUCACCCUGGUGCUCAGAUCUCCAAGCGGAGAAAGUUCGUCGCCGACGGUGUCUUCUACGCCGAGCUCAACGAGUUCUUCCAGCGCGAGCUCGCUGAGGAGGGCUACUCUGGCGUCGAGGUGCGCGUCACCCCCACCGUCACCGACAUCAUCAUCCGCGCCACCCAGACCCAGGAGGUCCUCGGCGAGCAGGGCCGCCGCAUCCGCGAGCUCACCUCGCUGAUCCAGAAGCGCUUCAAGUUCCCCGAGAACAGCGUGUCGCUCUACGCCGCCAAGGUGCAGAACCGCGGCCUGUCCGCCGUCGCCCAGUGCGAGUCGCUGCGCUACAAGCUCCUCAACGGCCUCGCCGUCCGCCGCGCCUGCUACGGUGUCCUCCGCUUCAUCAUGGAGUCGGACGCCAAGGGCUGCGAGGUCGUCGUCUCGGGCAAGCUCCGCGCCGCCCGCGCCAAGUCGAUGAAGUUCACCGACGGCUUCAUGAUCCACUCCGGCCAGCCCAAGAACGACUUCAUCGACACCGCCACCCGCCACGUCCUCCUCCGCCAGGGCGUCCUCGGCAUCAAGGUCAAGAUCAUGCGCGGCUCCGACCCCGAGGGCAAGGCCGGCCCCCAGAAGACCCUCCCCGACGCCGUCACCAUCAUCGACCCCAAGGAGGAGCAGCCCGUCCUCCAGCCCAUGAGCCAGGACUACGGCGCCAAGGCUGCCGCCGCUGCCGCCGCCUCCCAGGACGCCCGCGUCGCCGAGGAGGCCGAGGCAGCCGAGCCUGCCGAGCAAUAA
Messenger RNA from Akanthomyces muscarius, 777 nucleotides. RefSeq lists its product as uncharacterized. The transcript has 2 exons. Gene Ontology annotation, biological process: translation. Gene Ontology annotation, molecular function: RNA binding; structural constituent of ribosome. Gene Ontology annotation, cellular component: nucleus; cytosolic small ribosomal subunit. Bases 1 to 777 code for a protein of 258 amino acids. NCBI's taxonomy places the organism in Eukaryota, Fungi, Ascomycota, Sordariomycetes, Hypocreales, Cordycipitaceae. The record is from RefSeq and is a predicted model, not a curated record.